Acanthoscelides obtectus is the source of this 537-nucleotide messenger RNA. The record is from the annotation of a GenBank genome assembly. Lineage: Eukaryota; Metazoa; Arthropoda; Insecta; Coleoptera; Chrysomelidae.
CACACACACAGUCGCUGCAUAUCUACACAUAUCCAAAUGAGUAGCCAAAAGAAUGUUCUAAACUCAACCAACAAACGAUUCCAAAACAUUCAAAACACGAAACCCAGCAAACGAAUACGACCAACUACGAUUUCUAAGAGACACUACGACGCAACAGAAGGGAGUAAGUUCUGUAACAAUUGUAAACAUUUUUUUUGUUUUUGUAGAGAAUCAGUAGAGAGAGAGAGAGAGAGAGAGUGUUCAAGCGAGAUACAGGGUGGAUUGGUAAACAUAUAUACUCUAAAAAGGACUCUAAGAAGAAAACCUGCUCAUUCUUCGUGGCACACGUCAUCAAGGUGACCAAAUGUGGUGUUUGCGGAAAAAUUAUAAAGGAGCUACCAGCGGCGGCUACCUUGGACGUCGACUGGAGACCACAUAAUGUAUUUGUUAGAUAUUGUCCUGUGUGUUUCCAAGCAAGACCCGGCAUCCAAGAAAAAAGAACAGACUGGUUACCUGGCUACUGAUUGGGAAAAUGAAUAAAGACCUUUUUUGAAAAUA